AUGGACGGAACCAUGGAACCUUACUUUUCACCUUCACUUCACAUCUCAAACUGUGUCACCAUAAAGCUCACUGAGCAAAACUAUAUCAUUUGGAAGUCCCAGUUUGAAUCUUUCCUGCGCACUCAAGCUCUCCUUGGCUUCGUUAAUGGAGCUGCCAAACCUCCUGAUGAAACCAUCCCCAUCCGCAACAACAAAGAUGGCAGAGUCGAAGACAUCCUCAAUCCAGAUUUUGAGAGUUGGUCCAGAUCUGACCAAGUUGUUAAGGCAUGGCUGCUUGGUUCGAUGUCUGAGAACGUCCUGCGACUAGUGGUAGGAGCUUCGACAGCUCAAGAGGUAUGGGAAACUCUGAUCUCUCACUUUAAUCGCACGUCGUCUUCUAGGCUUUUUGAGUUACAAAGACGUCUGCAGAAUGCUGAAAAACUUGACAAAAGCAUGUCUGACUAUCUUAGAGGAAUUAAAGACAUAUGCGAUCAGUUAGACUCCAUAGGGGAUCCUGUUAGUGAGAAAAUGAAGAUAUUUGCAGCAUUAAGAGGUUUAGGUCGUGAAUACGAACCUAUUAUUACGGUUAUUGAAGAUUCCUUGGAUCGACGUCCUGAACCUACUUAUGAGAAUGUAGUCUCUCGUCUCACUGGUUAUGAGGAUAGACUCCAGGGAUACUCUGUUUCAACCGAUGUCUCUCCACACCUUGCCUUCAACACUACAAGGUCAUCAAGUUAUCAACACAGGGGACGUGGUAAUAGAGGCAGAGGACGAGGAAGCUACUCAACCAGAGGACAAGGCUUUCAUCAAUAA
Messenger RNA from Camelina sativa (false flax), 792 nucleotides. The record is from RefSeq and is a predicted model, not a curated record. NCBI's taxonomy places the organism in Eukaryota, Viridiplantae, Streptophyta, Magnoliopsida, Brassicales, Brassicaceae.